Molecule: messenger RNA, 1191 nt
Organism: Pleuronectes platessa (European plaice)
Lineage: Eukaryota; Metazoa; Chordata; Actinopteri; Pleuronectiformes; Pleuronectidae
Exons: 6
Coding region: 38-757 (239 amino acids)
Source: RefSeq, a predicted model, not a curated record
ACAUGUGAGAGCCUGAGGAGUUGUUCGCCCUCUGUCCAUGUUCGAGGACUUGCUCUCUGUCUGCCUCCACUCUCUGCCUUCACUGUACCAAAGUUUGUCUGUUGAGUCUCCUCUAGUCUGCAAGAUAACGUGCAACCAGCAUCAGCACCGGCCCAAACAGCCCCUUCCAAACAGGCAGGUUGAGAACAUCCACUGCUUGUAUGGCGACAUAAUUCUGAAGACCCAAGCCUCCCCUGUGUUUACGGAUGACGAUGUCACCUUGUGUUAUCAGCAUCAGAGCGGCAAACACAAACAAACCAGCUUCUUUAAAAACGGAGCAUUGAUUGACUCUAACAGUUCGUCCGGUUCAGACCGAGUCAUAAAGAUGACUCUUAAGAAUGUGACACGGGAAGAUGAAGGCUUCUACAGGUGUGCGUCCCACGACAGACAGCUGCAGAGUCCAGAGAGCUGGUUAUCAGUGAGACCGGACAGAGGAAACUUCACAUCAGAGGAGACUCCAGCCUCCACUGGUUCCUGGAAAUGGAUCAUUGCUUCAUGUGGGGUUCUACUUCUGAUCGUCAUUCCUUUGACUGUUUGGCUCGUUUGUCACUACAGGUACCAGAAGUUCUGCACUUGGAGCUGCUGGCCUGUUUCCAAACAGGAAGUUCCAGCAGGGGUGCUUCCUGCCACCAAGUUGGAUGUGACGGAGGUGCAGUGGGACCUGUCGUGGAUGGAGAUGUCCAACCUGUUGGAAAAGGAUUCUUAUUGUGGCACUUAAAGGGAAACUCUCUUCUGAAGCCCAGAGACUUAACUAUUGGGUCAAACCUAUGAGAAAGCUCAGUCAGUGCUGCAAUUUGUAGUAUUUGAUGGUCACAUGUCAAAAUAGUGCUACCUGAUAUAUUUUUGAAUUGAAUUAAAUGAGAUGUUUAGGAUUUAUAAGGAUGACUACAUUUGCUGAUGGUGCAGAUUUGAUAGCUUCCAAUACAAAUGUUAUUGUUUCAGUUGUCACAUUUGUCAAUGUCAAUACUCUUGUACAUUUAAACGUCUCUCCUUUGAGUACAUUUUGAAACUAAGAAUCGUAUUUGUUAUAUCUUAUUAUCUAAUCAUUAAUAUAAUUGACUGUUCUAAAUCAUUUUACAUGUAUCAUUUCUCCUGUGUUUGUUCGAGGUUCCAUGUUGUUUGCUCCCUUUGAAUCGUUAUUUGCUAUUUCUU